CUCAUGCUCUGCCUGCUGUCUGCAGUCGGUGCUGUGGAAGUACAGUUUCUCUUGCAACUGCAAUGCAGUGUUUUUGGACUAAGGGAUUGGAAUUCUCUGCGCGCCCGGUGGAUUUACCUCGGGUUUCGUUCGCUGUUUCCCAGGAUGGGACCCGCUUUUCCUAUUUAGACUCCGGCACUUUGCGGAGCUUGACUGGAGGGGCAGCCAGCGAUGCAUCAUUAGAGACCCUGCUGGAUACUCGGACAGCCACAGCUGAACUGGGCUGGACAGCAUAUCCCUCAUCAGGGUGGGAAGAGGUGAGCGGCUACGAUGAAAACCUCAAUACCAUCCGUACCUACCAGGUCUGCAAUGUCUUUGAGUCCAACCAAAAUAAUUGGCUGUGGACCACAUUCGUCAACCGUAAGGGUGCCCAGCGCAUUUACGUGGAGAUGAGGUUUACUGUGCGUGACUGCAGCAGCAUACCUAAUGUCCCAGGUUCCUGCAAAGAAACAUUCAAUUUGUAUUACUACGAGACUGACUCUGGGCUGACUGUCCAACAUACAGCUCUGUGGGCUGAGAUGCCAUACCUCAAGGUGGACACCAUUGCUGCGGACGAAAGCUUCUCCCAGGUGGACUUUGGCGGCAGGCUGAUGAAGGUCAACACUGAGAUCCGCAGCUUUGGACCUCUCAGCAAGAAUGGCUUUUAUCUGGCCUUUCAGGACUAUGGCGCCUGCAUGUCGCUCCUCUCCGUCCGUGUCUUUUUCAAGAAGUGCCCAAGUGUCAUUCAGAACUAUGCCACCUUCGCUGAGACCAUGACAGGCACAGAGAGCACCUCACUGGUCAUUGCCAAGGGCACCUGUGUGCAGAACGCUGAGGAGGUCGAUGUGCCCAUCAAACUGUAUUGUAAUGGUGACGGAGAAUGGAUGGUGCCUAUAGGGAGCUGCACCUGCAAGGCAGGCUACGAGCCAGAAAAGGCAAUGGCAUGCAGAGCUUGCCAUUCUGGAACUUUUAAAGCAAAUCAGGGCAGUGAGCUGUGCACCCCUUGCCCUGCCAACAGCAGGUCCUUAACUGAGGCGUCCAGUGUGUGUUCCUGUCGUAUCGGAUAUUACAGAGCAGACUUUGACUCGCCCAAGAUGCCUUGUACAAGUGUUCCAUCAGGCCCACGCAAUGUGAUAUCCAGUGUGAACGAGACUUCCAUCAUCCUGGAAUGGAAUCCACCACGUGAUGUUGGCGGGCGUGAUGAUGUCAUGUACAACAUUGUUUGCAAGAAGUGCCGCAGCAACCGUAAACUGUGCACCCGGUGUGAUGAGAGUGUGGAGUUUGUGCCGAGGCAGUUCGGCCUGACAGAAACCCGAGUGUUUAUCAGCAGCCUUUGGGCUCACACUCCAUACACAUUUGAGAUUCAGGCCGUCAAUGGAGUCUCUGGCAAGAGUACGUACUCACCACAGCACGUGUCUGUCAACGUGACCACCAAUCAAGCUGCUCCCUCUACAGUUCCCAUCAUGCAUCAGGUGAGCUCUACGAUGACCAGCAUCACUUUGUCCUGGCCACAGCCUGACCAACCAAAUGGGAUCAUCCUUGACUAUGAACUGCGGUACUAUGAAAAGGAUCAGAAUGAAUACAAUUCUUCAGUGGCAAAGAGCCUGACUAACACAGCUCGCAUUGAUGGUCUGCGGCCUGGCAUUGUGUACGUGGUACAGGUGCGAGCCAGAACCGUCGCUGGCUUUGGAAAGUACAGCGGCAAAAUGUGCUUCCAAACGCUGACAGAUGAUGACUACAACUCUGAGCUGAGGGAGCAGUUGCCACUGAUUGCAGGUUCAGCAGCUGCAGGAGUGGUCUUCAUUGUCUCGCUGGUGGCUGUGUCGAUCGUCUGCAGCAGGAAGCGAGCCUAUGGCAAAGAAGCAGCAUACAGCGAUAAGCUUCAGCAUUACAGCACUGGACGAGGUUCUCCCGGGAUGAAGAUCUACAUUGAUCCAUUCACUUAUGAGGAUCCAAAUGAGGCCGUCCGGGAGUUUGCCAAGGAGAUUGAUGUCUCUUGUGUGAAAAUUGAGGAAGUAAUUGGAGCAGGAGAAUUUGGGGAAGUCUACAAAGGUCGUCUCAAAUUGCCGGCAAAACGGGAAAUCUCUGCAGCAAUUAAGACCCUGAAGGCGGGCUAUUCCGAGAAACAGCGGCGGGACUUUCUGAGUGAGGCCAGUAUCAUGGGUCAGUUUGACCAUCCAAAUAUCAUCCGGCUGGAGGGCGUGGUAACCAAAAGUCGUCCCGUGAUGAUCAUCACAGAGUUUAUGGAGAAUGGAGCUCUGGAUUCAUUCCUAAGGCAAAAUGAUGGGCAGUUCACAGUGAUCCAGCUGGUGGGAAUGAUGCGGGGUAUUGCAGCCGGGAUGAAGUACCUGUCGGAGAUGAACUUCGUGCAUCGUGAUCUGGCUGCACGCAACAUCCUAGUCAACAGCAACCUGGUGUGCAAGGUGUCAGACUUUGGCCUGUCACGCUACCUGCAGGAUGACACCUCAGACCCCACCUACACUAGCUCUCUGGGUGGAAAGAUCCCCGUGCGAUGGACUGCACCAGAGGCGAUUGCAUAUCGUAAAUUCACUUCAGCCAGCGAUGUGUGGAGCUAUGGAAUUGUUAUGUGGGAAGUGAUGUCAUUUGGAGAGAGGCCUUACUGGGACAUGUCAAAUCAAGAUGUAAUCAAUGCAAUUGAGCAGGACUAUCGCCUUCCACCACCCAUGGACUGUCCGGCUGCUCUACACCAGCUUAUGUUAGACUGCUGGCAGAAAGACCGCAAUUCCAGGCCCAAAUUCGCCCAGAAUGUCAACACCCUCGACAAAAUGAUCCGGAAUCCGACCAGCCUCAAGACCAUGGCCACCAUCACCGCAGUGCCUUCGCAGCCCCUGUUGGAUCGCAGUGUCCCUGACUUCACUGCUUUCACCUCAGUAGAAGAUUGGCUUAGUGCAAUCAAGAUGAGUCAGUACAGAGAGAACUUCCUCAAUUCUGGAUUCACCUCCCUCCAGCUGAGCACACAGAUGACUUCUGAGGACUUGCUGAGGAUAGGGGUCACUUUGGCUGGUCACCAGAAGAAAAUUCUGAACAGCAUUCAGUCAAUGAGAGGACAAAUCAGCCAAUCAACUUCAGCUAUGGCAUGACAGCAGUGGAUGAUGGGACAUGUCUAAACAGCACUGGUGGUGUAAAAGAAAGACGCAGACCAUUUCUCAUGGGCUCAAGACCAUUCUUAUGAAGGAAACACAUUGUUACUGUCUACCAGACUGAUCCUAUUCGGAAAUCAUGCAUUCCUGUCCUUAAGAAAAACAAACAAGAUCUGGCCGGAUAAUCUCUUUUUUAAGAAAACAAUCUGUCCCUUCAUGAAGCCAGGGCCUGUGAAACUGGAAUCAAAUGAAUAUCCCAUUAUUCCAAAGAACAUGCUGUGAUAUUCUUUAAUGUUUGUUAGAUGCAUUUCUUUUUUCUUCAUAAGUGAUGUUCUUCAGAUGUUGGUGCCAAGAGACUGCCCCUUCCCUAAGAUGGAUUCCAGAUCCUUUAUAUCUUCAUAUUGAAGAUGAUCAGAAGUAAUCAUUCUUUGCUUGCAUUUUCUGCAACAAUGUCUGUGUUUUGAUAGCAAUGACUCUGAACGUUGGCAGAACACGAGCCAGCUACACUUGUACAAAGGGGGAAGUAGGUAUUUAUCAGGCAACAUACACAAGGCCUGUGCUUGUGGCUGGCAGGCAUUGGUGAUCAGACUUCUUAUUAACUCUUUGGAUUAACUGUAUAGAAAAGAUGUGAUUCUUUUGCAAGCGGUACAAGCGAUGGACCCCACUGACCUUGCUUGUAGUUGACAAGAGAGGUGUAGUCGGACAAUGAUACGAAGUACCUCUGGUGUUACAUUACACCGCUCAUUAAUUGACUCAUUUUGAACAUUUUGCUUUGUGUGUCGGUGCUUGUUGGAAUUCUAGUGAUGUCCAUUCAACCCAGUGCUCAGAACUUUGCUGCUUCAACUUUCUGGGUAAAGGCAUUGCAGUCAAUGGAAGGACGUGGGGAAAGUUCAGACAGGAUCAGCCACGCUCGGGGUGAACAGAACCAGAAAUCCAGAGACUGUAGGUUGUACCUAAACAACCCGCACCCUUUCUUGUGCCCUCAUGAUUUUUGAGCACUUGUUGUCCCCACCUCUAGGAUGUAUGAAGUGUGCAGGCAUGUUGCAAGCAGCAUUCUGUAAAUAUGGAAUGAAAUUCUGUUAAUUUUUUUUUGCUUUCCCUGUACAUUCCCAGUUUGUUAUUUGUGUGGAGUAUGUUUAAGUUUGUAACAGUUAAGUUUCGGAAAAUAUUGUACUAAAAUGCACUCAAUAAAGAUUAAUUGAACUGAUUAAAGACA
Molecule: messenger RNA, 4335 nt
Organism: Carcharodon carcharias (great white shark)
Lineage: Eukaryota; Metazoa; Chordata; Chondrichthyes; Lamniformes; Lamnidae
Product: ephrin type-B receptor 1
Exons: 18
Coding region: 63-3119 (1018 amino acids)
Biological process (GO): protein phosphorylation; cell surface receptor protein tyrosine kinase signaling pathway; axon guidance
Cellular component (GO): neuron projection; plasma membrane
Molecular function (GO): ATP binding; transmembrane-ephrin receptor activity; protein binding
Source: RefSeq, a predicted model, not a curated record